Messenger RNA from Camelus dromedarius (Arabian camel), 2176 nucleotides. It is a transcript of the gene SEPHS2, whose product is annotated as selenophosphate synthetase 2. Gene Ontology annotation, cellular component: cytoplasm. The transcript has 2 exons. Gene Ontology annotation, biological process: L-selenocysteine biosynthetic process. NCBI's taxonomy places the organism in Eukaryota, Metazoa, Chordata, Mammalia, Artiodactyla, Camelidae. The record is from RefSeq and is a predicted model, not a curated record. Gene Ontology annotation, molecular function: ATP binding; selenide, water dikinase activity.
GAGCGCGUGGGGAGGCAGUAGUCCUUCCGCGAGAGUUGUGCCGGGGAAAAUCUCUGCGGGCAGGCGUGAUGGCGGAAGCCGCAGCAACGGGCGCCGGCGGAGAGGCGAUGGCGGCAGCGGUGGCGGCGGGGGAAGGCUCCUCGGGCGCGGCGGGUUUGUCUCUAGGCCGUGGCUUCUCGAGCUACCGGCCCUUCGAGCCCCAGGCGUUGGGCCUAAGCCCUAGCUGGCGGCUGACCGGCUUCUCUGGCAUGAAGGGCUGAGGCUGCAAGGUCCCCCAGGAGACGCUGCUCAAACUCCUGGCGGGACUGACGCGGCCAGACGUGCGGCCCCCGCUGGGCCGGACCCUGGUCGGAGGCCCAGAAGAGGCGGCCCAGGAAGCCGGCCUGCCGGUUAGGGCGGAACCCAGCCCAGCCCUUCCAACCCUCGGCAUUGGGUUGGAUUCCUGUGUCAUACCCCUGAGACACGGGGGCCUCUCCCUGGUGCAGACCACGGACUUCUUUUACCCCUUGGUGGAAGAUCCCUACAUGAUGGGGCGCAUAGCUUGUGCCAACGUGCUGAGUGACCUCUAUGCCAUGGGCAUUACCGAAUGUGACAACAUGUUGAUGCUACUCAGCGUCAGCCAGAGUAUGACUGAGGAGGAGCGAGAAAAGAUAACACCACUCAUGAUCAAAGGCUUUCGGGACGCUGCAGAGGAAGGAGGGACUGCAGUGACUGGUGGGCAGACGGUAGUAAACCCUUGGAUUAUCGUCGGUGGAGUUGCCACUGUGGUAUGUCAGCCAAAUGAAUUCAUAAUGCCUGACAGUGCCGUUGUUGGGGAUGUGCUGGUGUUAACCAAACCCUUAGGAACCCAAGUUGCUGUUAAUGCCCACCAAUGGCUGGAUAAUCCCGAGAGAUGGAAUAAAAUAAAGAUGGUGGUCUCCAGAGAAGAGGUAGAGCUGGCCUAUCAGGAAGCCAUGUUCAAUAUGGCUACCCUCAACAGAACUGCUGCUGGAUUAAUGCACACGUUUAAUGCCCAUGCAGCCACCGAUAUCACAGGCUUUGGCAUUCUAGGACACUCUCAGAACCUUGCAAAACAACAAAGAAAUGAGGUGUCCUUUGUCAUUCAUAAUCUGCCAAUUAUUGCUAAGAUGGCUGCCAUCAGCAAAGCCAGUGGGCGCUUUGGGCUCCUUCAAGGAACCUCAGCAGAAACUUCAGGGGGAUUACUGAUUUGUCUGCCAAGAGAACAAGCAGCUCGCUUUUGUUCUGAAAUCAAAUCUUCGAAGUAUGGAGAGGGUCACCAAGCAUGGAUUGUCGGCAUUGUGGAAAAGGGGAACCGGACCGCCCGGAUCAUUGACAAGCCUCGAGUCAUUGAGGUCCUACCUCGUGGAGCCACUGCUACUGCUCUUGUUCCUGAGAAUUCCAGUGCCUCCUCUGAGCCUAGCUCAUGAGAUGGAAUAGCAGAAGUGGUUUGGACCAGACAGCCUUUGUACACAAUCAUGGAUGAUUCUCAAAAGUUGAUUUUAGGAAGAAAUUUCCAAAGGCUGCCUGCAUAGUAGUUCCAGUUGCUCUUUCUAGGUGACUUGAAUUGGCCCAUCAAAAGCUGCACAUUCCAAGGCCAAAAGUAACAUUUAUUUUGAACUUCUGAGGGGUAGGUUUGUUAAUUUCUUGAGUAGAAGAAGAGCAGAAAAACCUUUAUUUACUCUUUCCAAGAGCAAGAUUAGGCUACUCAGGUUUGAGAGAUUUCUCUUGGCACAGGGUUGAUUGAUUUCUGCACAGGGAGUGAGAUUAUUAAAAUUACAUACAUAGCAGAAGUAAAUUACAAAAUGAAAAACAUUUAGAUCAGAAGCAAAUAAGUUUGGACCAAUAUUGUUGAUAAAUCUAAACUGUUAAAAGAGAUAGUAAAAUGCAAUGUCAAAUUGUUUAUUAGAUUUCUCUGAAAUACUGGCUCUUUCCUGCUCUGGACAAGAAUUGAGCAGCUUGUCCAAUGAUUGGGAAAGGAGGACCUCAGCCACCUUACUUGGUCUCUGUUAAUGAUGUCUCUCCCUCUAAACCCCUUUAAGGACCGGGAGAGGCAGAGCAAGCCCCAGAGCCUAGGCCUUGGUGGACAUUAAGAUGUUAAAUCUUGUGCUGAAAAUUCCUGGUGAUUUAAUCAAUAAAGUGAUUUCUAGUGAAAUAAAGAGAAUUUUGUUGAAAAAUU